This is a messenger RNA of Daucus carota subsp. sativus, 2282 nucleotides long. RefSeq names its product benzyl alcohol O-benzoyltransferase. The coding region runs from base 834 to 2222 and encodes 462 amino acids. The transcript has 2 exons. The record is from RefSeq and is a predicted model, not a curated record. Gene Ontology annotation, molecular function: acyltransferase activity, transferring groups other than amino-acyl groups. NCBI's taxonomy places the organism in Eukaryota, Viridiplantae, Streptophyta, Magnoliopsida, Apiales, Apiaceae.
GAGGCACAAAUGAUUGUAGCAUUGUACUAGAAGAAACGACUAUUAAUGAACUGAUGAUUGCUAAAUUGAUAUAAAACAAAACUUGUGAUAAAAAAAAAUAGAGCAACAUUUCGAGCAUUACUUAAAGUUCCAAUGAAUUUCUGAUUCUAGAAGAUGCAACAAUUAUAAAAAGUGGUUCAGGUGAAGAUCUUUUUCAUGCUCACUUAGGGACUCUGUACUUUAUAUCUGUCCGUCUAUGUUAUUUCAACUUCCAACCGUUUGGCCGGAAUCAGGAUCUAAACUGUGCUUUCGGUGCCAUUUCCAAUUGUGUUUUGCAACCAUUUUUUUUUCCUUUACAAACCUUUUAUUUGCUCUAGUGUUCUCUUUUGUUAGUUGAUCUUGAAAAGAGUAGCAAUACUAAAACCUCUCUGCUUAUACAUAUAUUUUAGGUGACUAUUUUUGUAUUUUAAUUUAUAUUGAUCGUAAUUUUUUAUAUAAUGUUUAUCGAAGUUUUAAGGGUCUUCUGGUUCUUAUCAAGAUUAUAAAUAAUAGCAUCAUUCACGAAAUUCAGAAUCAGAAUAAUGGGACUACUGAUGGCACCGAAACUUCUUUCUAGAACUAGUAAUAUUCUGUUUGAGACGGCAGUGAAGUUUCUGUGGCCAGCCCAUGUGUUUGAUUAAGUCUAAAGAUUGCAAUAUAAGUUAUUAAUUAAUUAUAUACACAAGACAAGGUAACAGAAGAUGGAUCAAUUUGUCUAGUUAUACAUGAGUUAAUAUAUAAUUCUUUGAUUAUAUAUAUAAUGCUGCAUGCAGUAGUGCAAGUAGCUUACUCUCACACUCUUCAGCAUACAUCUUAUGGCAACGCAAAACUCCUUGGUUUUUACGGUAACAAGGCGGCCUUCGGAGCUAAUAACUCCGGCAAAGCCGACCCCGCACGACUACAAACUCCUAUCCGACAUUGAUGAUCAAGAGGGUUUUCGUUUCCAGCUCCCUUUCAUUUAUUUUUACCCAAAGCAAAACAUACAGAAAAUGGACCCUGUGAAAGUCAUUAGGGAAGCACUUUCCAAAACGCUUGUAUUUUACUACCCUCUUGCAGGGCGGUUGCGCCAAGGCGCUGGACGGAAACUGGGCGUGGAGUGCAGCGGAGAAGGGGUGGUGUUCGUUGAAGCUGAUGCUGACGUUACACUUGAGCAAUUUGGGGGUGAAUUUCAGCCACCAUUUCCGUGUUUCACGGAGCUUCUUUUUGAUGUUCCUGGGUCAGUAGGAAUUCUUGAUUGCCCUCUGUUACAUGUUCAGGUAACUCGGCUCAGAUGCGGUGGUUUUAUAUUAGGCUUGCGGAUUAACCAUGUAAUGUGUGAUGGUGCUGGGCUUUUUCAGUUUAUGUUUGCUCUAAGUGAAAUGGCUAGAGGUGCAAGUGCCCCAUCUAUUCUUCCGGUGUGGCAAAGAGAACUGCUCAACGCGAGGGAUCCACCUCGUGUUACAUGCAACCACCACGAGUACGAUGAUGGAGAUGUAACAAACCGAGCCACCACACCUGAUGAUAAAAUGGUCCAUCGCUCAUUCUUCUUCGGAGCCAACGAGAUUCUUGCUCUCCAUGGACUGAUUCCUCGUAACUUUAUGAUCACGUGUUCUACCUCUGAAGUGCUUACUGCUUUCUUAUGGCGGUGCUACACUCGUGCCCUACGGCCUAGCCCUGAAGAGAAGGUUCACUUGCUCUAUCUUGUCAGUGCUCGUAGCAAAUUUAAUCCUCCACUGCCCAGGGGAUACUAUGGAAAUGCAUUUGCAUCUCCAGCUGGUUUUAUGACAGCCAAAAAGCUUUUCAAGAGUUCAAUUGGUCAUACCAUAGAAUUUGUUAAACAACUUAAAAGAGAUGUCACGGAGGAGUACAUGAGAUCCGUCACUGACCUGAUGGUUUUGAAAGGACGGAAACCUAAUUCCAUAGUUGCGCGAAGCUUAAUCGUGUCAGACAUAACACGGGCACCAUUUGGAGACAUUGAUUUGGGGUGGGGAAAACCAGUCUAUGGUGGCCCGGCCAAAGGCGGGUUGGGUGGCGACCAGCCUGUGGCAACAUGUAGUUACCUAUCAUUCAAGAACAAGAAUGGUGAGAAUGGAAUUUCGGUGACAGUUUGCUUACCGGCUUCUGUUAUGGCAAAUUUCGGGGUGCAACUUGAUAGCCUGUGGAAGAAUAAGGGUCUCUUUGUCAUUGAUAAUAAUAGUUCACUUCAUAUCGAAUCAGCACUAUAACUGAAAAAGUGUGAUAUUUCCAGGCCUAUCAUAUUUGUUUCUUUGUGUUUUGAGGUCCAA